AAGUGACCCUAAGUGUUUUAUAUUGUUGUGUUGUAUUACCUAUAUUUUCAAAAUAAGGGAAAUAAUAUGUAUAAACAUCGCACUUUGACACGACGACAUAAAAUUUUAAAUAUGAAAUAGUAAUUACAAGCAUAAAAGCAAUAUUUUCCAGACCUGUCCAAAAUUAUGACUUAAUAAUAAAAAAAAAAUUAACUGUAUAAACAAAUAAUUCGUUAUCUGUGACAUACCUAUCAACAAAACUUAAAUUAUAGCGUGGCUAUUUAUUAAUCUUUGAACAAAAUGACAAUAUAAUAGAUAAUAAGUAUUCAAAUUAUGCAGUAAUGUGCCAGUAUUCUUCAAGUAACAACAAGCAUGUAAGAUGUAAGAUCAAUGACCUAUUGCAUAAUUGCAGAGUUGAUCUCAAGUUCGAAGUCUGUAGCUAUAAUAGGCCUACCAAGGUUACAAUAAACGCACUAUAAAAACCACGUUAUCAACUUAUGUAAUCAUUUAACACAAUGCCACGCAUCACAGUUGGCGACUGACGCACGGAAUAUUGAAACAAAAAAGAAUAUAGAAGUACUUUUUGGAGAAGGUGAUUGCAUUUUUUAAGUAAAAAUGAGGAGGUAAAAUGUACCUACUUCCAUCGACAGUCGUUUUGACUUUAGAAAAUAACGGUAAAUAAAGCAACUCAAAAGAGAAUAAUGAAAAUGAGGAGGCUGUGUAUCUUAUACUUUUGUGUAUUGACAAAAGCAACCACUUUAUUUCCGUCAGAAAUAUCUGAAGACGCAAAUUUAAAUUUCACUGGUCUGGCAAAGAAAUAUGGGCACCCUGCCGAAGAAUAUGAAGUGGUCACUGAAGAUGGAUAUAUCCUUACUUUAUUCCAUAUUCCUGGGAAAAAGUCAACUCCUCUGCUUCUCAUGCACGGGACAGGAGAUCACGCUGACAGUUUCUUAUUAAGAGGAAAAGCAUCUCUUGUAAUCACAUUAGCAGAAGCUAAUUAUGACAUUUGGGUUGGAAAUUUGAGAGGAAACAAAUACGCUCGGAGACAUGUUAACUUAAACCCAGAUGAAGAUCCCGAGUUUUGGGAUUUCAGUUUCCAUGAAACCGGACUUUAUGACCUACCAGCGACUAUCGAUUAUGUUUUAAAUGCAACAGGAAAAGAAAACUUGAAACUAAUAGGUCACUCACAGGGAACCACGAUUAACUUCGUGCUUUUAUCUUCAAAACCGGAAUACAAUGAUAAGAUUAAACUGCUAAUAGCAUUGGCUCCAGUCGCUUUUUUGAACAACCUAACACCACCAGUGUCAACUCUUAUAGAAGCAGGACCACUAAUCGACGAAUUUUCUAGAAAUCUAGGAAUAGAAGAGAUUCCUAGUAAAAAAAUACCAGUGCCAAAGUUCAACAAUUUAAAAUGUAGAGGAGGAUCAAAGGACCACAUACUGUGCAUAUUUUUAGGAGUGUUUUAUUCAAUUUUCUUUGAUCCCAAGACGAUUGAGCCUGAGUUUUUCCAAAUUCUUACAGGGCAUUACCCUGGCAACACUUCACGGAAAACCCUUGUUCACUAUAACCAAAUAGCAUUGCGGAAAAUUUUUUCAUGUUUUGAUUACGGUGUUGAAGAAAACAUUAAGCGUUACGGAGGGGAAUUGCCUACUGAGUAUGAUUUGAAAAAAGUGACAGUUAAAACUGCAUUACUGGUCGGAAGAGCAGAUCGCCUAGCAACAGUACAGAACGCAGAGCUACUACGGAAAUUGCUUCCUAAUGUUGUUUUGUUCCACAUAAUGAAACCCAAAACGUGGAAUCAUAUCGAUUUUAUUUGGAGAAACGACAUGAAUGUGUAUCUGUUUCCUACUAUAUUAACGCUACUAGAAAAGUAUGACUGAACGGGUAUUAGAAACAUCAGUGGAAAUUCACUAAUUGUAAGUAAGUACCUGAUUUUUUUGAGGUCAAAAGCUGAAUUUAGUCUUGCACGCAAUGGACUGUGGAUAAGUGCAAGCUCAUAUUGCGGGGCGGGGCGGGCCGCUUGCAUGUCAAACGAAGCUCAUAUCAGUGUCCUAAGUCGACGCUGCAUAGGGUGGACGCACGUUCCCCCCCCGCGCGCUACACGCCCUACCGAACGCUCUUCUGCGAUACAAAACUCCGCAGAAAUGUAGUCUGGCUCUGUCGUGCCAUUACGCAAGAGCGAUAGAGAUAAUAGAGAUAGCUAUGACAGAGAUAUUGUCGUGAGCGUUUGUGCGUUCGACUACGCACACAGGCCUUAGACUUCGGUUGUCCUAACUCGCCGCAAACGUUUGUAUGAUGUUGCCUGACGAAUGCCAAUGUUGGCAAAGUCCGUGAUACUUUAAAACCAUGUUAUUUAUUUAAUGGUAUGCUAUCAAUCAUCAACAUUCAUGUUCAACUACAAUGCAUUUACAAUUUGUAAUGAUUUGAUAUAUUGUUAAAUUAAAUGAUCAUUUAAA
This is a messenger RNA of Leguminivora glycinivorella, 2435 nucleotides long. RefSeq names its product lipase 1-like. NCBI's taxonomy places the organism in Eukaryota, Metazoa, Arthropoda, Insecta, Lepidoptera, Tortricidae. The record is from RefSeq and is a predicted model, not a curated record. Gene Ontology annotation, molecular function: hydrolase activity, acting on ester bonds. The transcript has a single exon. Bases 681 to 1859 code for a protein of 392 amino acids.